GGGCCCCUAUACCGCCUCCUCAUGCUGCUGCCAGGUCCAGAGUCUCUCAUGGGCCCCUAUACCGCCUCCUCAUGCUGCUGCCAGGCCCCUAAUCUGCCAUGGGCCCCUAUACCGCCUCCUCAUGCUGCUGCCAGGUCCACAGUGUCUCAUGGGGUCCCUGUACCGCCUCCCAUUGCUGCUGCCAGGCCCCUAAUCUGCCAUGGGCCCCCGUACCGCCUCCUCAUGCUGCUGCCAGGCCCCAAAUCUGCCAUGGGCCCCCGUACCGCCUGGUCACGCUGCUGCUGGGUCCACAGUGUGUCAUGGGUCCCUGUACCGCCUCCCAUUGCUCCCCACUCUGCCAUGUGCCACUUUCAGGUCUCUCACACUCCUGCGGUUUUCCAUUUUGUCAUAGGUUGCUGGCAGAUUACAGGCCUCCCAUAGGUGCUGCCAGGCCCCAAAUCUGCCAUGGGCCCCCGUACCGCCCUGGUCACGCUGCUGCUGGGUCCACAGUGUGACAUGGGUCCCUGUACCGCCUCCCAUUGCUCCCCACUCUGCCAUGUGCCACUUUCAGGUCUCCUCACACUCCUGCGGUUUUCCAUUUUGUCAUAGGUUGCUGGCAGAUUACAGGCCUCCCAUAGGUGCUGCCAGGCC
Messenger RNA from Staurois parvus, 630 nucleotides. The record is from the annotation of a GenBank genome assembly. NCBI's taxonomy places the organism in Eukaryota, Metazoa, Chordata, Amphibia, Anura, Ranidae.